Knipowitschia caucasica is the source of this 573-nucleotide messenger RNA. NCBI's taxonomy places the organism in Eukaryota, Metazoa, Chordata, Actinopteri, Gobiiformes, Gobiidae. The record is from the annotation of a GenBank genome assembly.
AUGCCGAAUAGAAAGCAAGAAAAGAGCGCUCCAUCGGGAGAUGCUAACCCUGUAGCAGAUCAAGCUAACGCGAGUGCAACUGGGCCUGGAGUCACUACGAGCGAUCUGCUCCGGGCUAUCGAGUCACUCAAAUCCGAAUUGAAAGAAGACAACGAAAAGCUGAGAAGUAAUAUAAAUACAAUGCAACUGGAACUGAGCAACAAACUGGAUACGAUGACUGAGGACAUACAAGACUUGAAAGAGCGAAUGGGGACUGCAGAAACUCGAGUGUCCGAGGUGAAGGACGUGACACUGGUGCUGACAGAGGCGCUCUCUGAAAGAAACCUGCAAUCCAAGGUUACCGACCUCGAAUCCAGGUCCCGUAGAAACAAUAUUCGUCUUUUUGGAGUGGGAGAAGGAGAGGAGAACACAUCCGUAAUGCAAUUCAUGGCGGACUUUCUCCAGCGCGAGUUACCUCUGACGGGCAUAGAGCUAAAGAUACAACGGGCUCACCGCGUCCCCGCACAGAAACCCCGCUCCGGUGCCCCGCCAAGACCGAUCGCGGUUAACUUUCAGGAGUUCACCACGAAAUAA